Bursaphelenchus okinawaensis is the source of this 1054-nucleotide messenger RNA. Lineage: Eukaryota; Metazoa; Nematoda; Chromadorea; Rhabditida; Aphelenchoididae. The record is from the annotation of a GenBank genome assembly.
AUGGCUUUCCGUUGUUUUACCUUGACAUCUCGGAUUGCUUUGGGGAAUUCAUCUGUUUAUCGUUAUCAUAACAUUAGGUAAUAUAUCUUUUAAGAUUCUGGAGCGCUAAUCUGAACUUUAAAUUUUGAAUUCACUAAGUGUUAUAUAUUUAUUUGCUUUUAUUUGUGUUUAUUUGUUUUGAAGUGAUUGGCACAUCACAACAUGCGUUUCUAUUUGUUUCUUCUAUCGUUGGCAGGUUUCAGUGUUGCUAGAACAAUGGUUUCUGAAGCUUUCAAGAAGCACGAAGUUGUGCCAGAUGUUGUACCAAAAGCGCCAGCCAAGAAGGUCGAUGUAGCUUUUAACUCUGGUGUAAAGGUAGGUUGUAUAACUGUAUCAACGACAAUUUGUAAGGUCAUUUUGGGCGAGGGAACAUCUGCUGUAAACAUUUCGAUAUCACGACCAUUUAUUAAUUAAAGUUUUGCGUUUAAGCGAUCUUAAAUUGUUUUCUUUGUUAUGGAUAAUGUGGUUUUAAUUUUGCUAAAAGCAUUGUUUACAGGCCGAGCUUGGUAACGUGUUAACUCCAACACAAGUGCAAGAUCCUCCAAAGUUGUCGUGGGAAACCGAGGAUGGUGCUCUUUACACAUUGAUCAAGACUGGUUAGUUCUAUAACUAAACUGAAAUGUAUGAAACACUAACGCCGCAUUUACAAUUUACAUUUACAGAUCCAGACGCUCCAUCAAGGAAAGAACCCAAGUUCCGAGAAUGGCAUCACUGGCUGGUUGUCAACAUUCCAGGUAACGACAUUUCGAAGGGCGAAGUACUGUCUGAGUACAUUGGAGCUGGACCUCCGGAGAAGACUGGUCUUCACAGAUACGUGUACUUGGUGUACAAGCAGCCAGGAAAGAUUGAGGACAAAGAACACGGCAAACUGGGACUGUCUGGAGCCAAGAGAAACAACUGGAAGGCUGCUGACUUUGCUGCCAAACACAAGCUGGGAGACCCAGUCUUUGGUAACCUGUACCAGGCCGAGUACGACGACUACGUCCCCAAGUUGUACGCCAAAUUGGGCGACUAA